Xenopus tropicalis (tropical clawed frog) is the source of this 3248-nucleotide messenger RNA. It is a transcript of the gene morc1, whose product is annotated as MORC family CW-type zinc finger 1. NCBI's taxonomy places the organism in Eukaryota, Metazoa, Chordata, Amphibia, Anura, Pipidae. The transcript is spliced from 27 exons. The coding region runs from base 1 to 2796 and encodes 931 amino acids. Gene Ontology annotation, molecular function: zinc ion binding. The record is from RefSeq and is a predicted model, not a curated record. Gene Ontology annotation, cellular component: nucleus.
AUGACCUCUAUUCAGUUUCACAGUGCCAUCCUUGGGAAAAGGAAUACCAACAAACAGCAAGUCCUCCCUGAGGGCGAUGGAACAAGUAAGAGCCCCACCCUUUCCCUCAGUAGUACUGUCCGUGUGGGGGCGCUAGUGCAGUUUAAAGUAGUUCUGCUUGUGAGAGAGUUUCCUGCGUCCGCAAAAGUGUUGGGUAUCGUUAUCGCCAGCCAGACCUUAGUAAAUUCCACGCAGCGCUGGGCAGUCCGAGUGCAAGUGAUGGCUGAACGCUACAAGUGCUUAUCCAGAGCGAACCUUAACCUAGCAUAUAUCCAUGCCAACUCAACAACACAUGAGUUUUUAUUUGGGGCAUUUGCUGAAAUUAUUGAUAAUUCAAGAGAUGCAAAUGCCUCAACACUUUACAUAUAUUCUGAACCAACAAGAGAUUUUCAAGGAGGACAGCUGUUAUGUUUUUUGGAUGACGGGUGUGGCAUGACUCACCGAGAAGCCUGUGAUCUGAUUUACUUUGGUAGAUCUUCCAAGCGCUUCACAAGUUCUAGGUUUAUUGGGAGAUAUGGUAACGGCCUGAAAUCUGGUUCCAUGAGAAUUGGUAAAGACUUUAUACUGUUUACAAUGAGAGAGGAUUGUAUGACAUGUCUGCUUUUUUCACAAACAUUUUGUGAAACCGAAGGACUUGAUGAGCUUAUUGUACCGAUUCUUUGCUGGUCACAAAGCACCAAAAAGCCUUUAACGGAAAGCUCUGAUAUAGCCGACAUACAAAUGUCAAUUUUAAACCGAUAUUCUCCAUUUAAAACCGAACAGGACUUACUGAAGCAAUUUGAAUAUAUAUACACUGGUCACGGAACUUUAAUUAUUGUCUACAAUCUAAAGCUGAUGUCCAACAGCGAACCAGAGUUGGAUUUCUUCACAGAUAUCUCAGAUAUUAUAAAUGCUGGAAUGAGAGAUAGUGAUGUCUAUUCUGAACUGUGGUCACUGAAGGCCUAUAUCUCAGUAUUGUAUGUUGAUCCUCGAAUGAAGGUCUUUGUUCAAGCAACAAGAGUUCAUAAUAAGCAGCUGAUAUACAGUUUAUAUAGACCCAGGAUGUAUCUGUACAAAAUGCCUUCUCUAAGAACAUCUGUUUUGCGUGAGAUAAAAAAUGCAGAAGUAGCUGUAAAAAAUGCUAACCUAGCUGUAGCUGAUAUAGAACAGAAGAUGGCUGAGCAUGUCAGUGAGAAAGAGCUGGAAGUUUUACAUUGUUUAUUAAUCAACAACAAGAAGAAACUAGAUGAGAAGUGUCAGAUACUAAAAGAGAAGAAAAGAGAAAAACAGUUAAAACACGUUUAUAUAAAAUAUGGCCUAAACAUAGAAACUAGAAGUCAAGAUGGAAUGUUUAUUUAUCAUAACAACCGCUUAAUCCGAAUGCAUGAGAAAGUUGGGCGCCAGCUUAAUAAAGAACUAAGCACUGGUGCAGGUGUUUUGGGAUUGGUGAACAUACCUUCAGGAGCACUGAUUCCAAGCCACAACAAACAAAAUUUUAUUAAUUCACAGGAAUAUCAUAAGCUAUUAAAACACAUGGGCUACUUUCUUGACCAGUUUUUGAAGGAUUCUGGGAUAGGUGAGAAAGGAACAGUUCAUUUCUGGAAUGAGUUUGGAUACCUCAGUGGGUUAAAAGACUGGUUUGAAGUUCCAUCCGAUGCUGUGCACUUUAUACGAAGACGUGCAAUAGAAAUCCCUAAAAUCAUUCAAUGUGACUUGUGCCUAAACUGGAGGGUGCUGCCCUCUUCUGCAAGCACUUUUGAUCAGCCUGAUAACUGGACUUGUGCAGACCACCCAGAUCCUACAAAAAACAGAUGCACAGAGCCAGAGCAGCUCCCUGCUAUACCUGUUGGUACUUUGCCCAGAAAACCUCUCCAGUUCACUGACAAAGAAAAACGCCUAAGAGAUUCCGUUGAAAGAUACAAGAACAAACGCUUGGGGUCUCAGAAGUGCAAUUUAACUGAGCCUCAUUUAGCUGUUCCAGCAUUACUAAGCAUAUCUUCCAAAAAGAGGAAGGAUGAAAGUUCAAGAACAGAUAUUUUAUCUAAAAGGAUGGCUGAUUCUCAAAAAUAUAAAGAAAGCAGCCAAAACAGAGUUGUUACAAGGAAACAUAACAGAGACAGAUACAGACUGAAUGACAGCUCUAUAAUAACCAAAGGUCCACACCCCUCCAGCAGACUAAAUCUUCCCGUAAGUAAAACUGAACUGAGAAUAUGCACAACUAAAGUUGGCAAAACCCUUGAGAAACCUUUGUGCUCAGCCAGAAGUCAGACAGAAAACGCCAAAAAUUUUAUUUUAGGGGCACCUGCACCAUCAGCUUCAUCAGUAAGUGAAAAUAAUGUAAGUAAAUGCAUUGCUGAAGCUGGAAGAACUCUUGAGGUUCCUUCCUGCUCAAGAAAGGAGACAGAAGAAAAACUUAAGCUAACAUUAGGAGAGGUAAUCUCAUAUUUUGUACCAGACUGCCAGCUGCCAAUACUUGAGACUAUAUAUAAGGGAGACCAGGCACAGUUGGGAUCUCUGGUAAAUGACUACUUCAAGGAAUAUGAAGAAAAUGUCCUAGCAGUAUAUUUGCAUGCUGCAAAUGACCAUUUUGAAGCCAAAGCUGAAUUAAAUGAGUUAAUGGGGGAAGCCUGUGAAGAACAGAUAAAAGUCGUGGAACAAAAAAUUUCAGCAUUAAGCAAAAAAGCUGCAAGGAUCUUUAAAAAACUCCAUAUUAAUGUGCCAGAGGAGAGUGUUUUGGACACAGAAAGGCUUCUACUUCAAGACCAAAGUGAAAUUUGAGAGACAAAACCUUGUGUAAAAGAUUAUUUUUACCGUGUGGCUUCUGUAAAAUACAGAUUAACGCUGUCUUCUAAGAUUCCAUAAGCAUUGCCAUUCUACAAGCAUGGACAUGUGUCAGGAACAUGUGCCAAGCUGGAAGCCUUCUCCAUUGUGUAGUUACUGCUUAGAUACAGGAUAUUUUAUAUUUUUUAGAAUUAUAGAUACUAUUUUUAUUCCUAGAUAUAAGACUUUUGUAAUCUUAAAAAAACAAAUAUAUAAUAUUUAUAUCUGUGUUUUUCAGAUCUUUCCACUUGUAUACAAAUAUGUACAUUUACCCUUGAUCAUUGCAAACUGCAGAUGAUCAUUUUUGGGCCUUCUUCCUUAUGUUUAAGAUCUUUGUAUUUUCUUUUUUUUAAGAGAUAUUGAAAGUGUGAUUUAAAUAUUGUGGCAAUAAAUGUUUCAGUUGAACAGUG